GCCGAACGACCGGGUCACGAUUUAGUUCCAUCAGUUUUGUUUUGGAUCCUUUCCUGACAGUAGUUUAUCACGAAUCAUGUGUUUUUGGCGGUUCUUGUUUUGGUAGCGAUUUACGGUGCAAAAUUACCUUAAAACCAGUGUCCGAUACUAACAGUAAUAUCCAGUUGUCGAGAUUAAUCCGCGUGACUUAAAAGAUGACCAUCACCGACUAUGUUUCGGCGCUAUCGGACAAUCCGUACUUUGGUGCCGGUUUCGGUCUGUUUGGACUCGGCGCCGGUGCCGCGAUGUUACGUAAAGGACUGCAAGGAGCGUUGAUUCUUUUCCGUCGUCACUACAUGAUAACGCUGGAAGUGCCCUGCCGGGACAAAUCUUACCAGUGGGUACUGCAGUGGAUUACCCAGAAGGGUGCCAAGCACACACAGCACCUCAGUGUGGAAACGUCCUUCCAGCAACGCGAUACGGGUCACAUUAAAACGAAGUACGACUUUAUUCCUUCCAUCGGAACGCACAUAAUGCGCUAUGGAGGUACCUGGAUCAAAGUGGACCGCGCCAGAGAACAGCACACUCUGGAUUUGCACGCCGGAAUACCAUGGGAAACAGUACAACUGACCGCGUUUGGCAGGGAUAAGAACUUGUACUUUAAGAUAUUGGAAGAAGCAAGACAACUGGCCCUGAAGAACACGGAGGGCAAAACCAUUAUGUACAGUGCCAUGGGUUCCGAGUGGCGUCCGUUCGGUCAUCCGAGGAAGCGAAGGCCGUUGAAGUCCGUCGUGCUGGACGAAGGUGUUUCCGAUCGGAUACUAAGAGACUGCCGAGAAUUUAUCCAAAAUCCUCAGUGGUAUGCGGAUCGAGGCAUACCCUACCGGAGAGGGUUCCUUCUAUAUGGUCCACCAGGCUGUGGGAAGUCCAGUUUUAUUACCGCUUUGGCGGGGGAAAUCGAGUUUGGAAUUUGCCUGCUGAACUUAUCAGAGCGUGGUCUGACGGACGACCGGUUAAACCACCUGAUGAACGUUGCGCCUCAGCAAUCGAUCAUUCUGCUGGAGGACAUUGAUGCUGCAUUUAUAUCCCGCGAGGAUUCUAAAACGCAGAAGGCAGCUUUUGAGGGAUUGAACCGAGUCACGUUCAGUGGGUUGCUCAACUGUCUGGACGGAGUAGCGUCCACGGAGGCGAGAAUAGUGUUCAUGACCACCAACUAUCUGGAGCGGCUGGAUCCUGCUUUGAUCCGACCGGGUCGAGUGGACGUCAAGGAAUACGUCGGCUAUUGCACCCGGCACCAGUUGGAGCAGAUGUUUAUGCGCUUCUAUGCCGGCGAGGAGGGAGCAAAGAAUGCCAAAGUAUUUGCCGAAAAUGUAUUGAAGGAAGGACGCAACGUUAGUCCGGCACAGGUUCAGGGAUACUUUAUGAUCCACAAGAUGUCCGAUCAGAUUACGGUGGUGGAGAAUGUCAAGAAAAUUUGGGAUAACUUGUGAUACGGUUCGGAGGUGGGAAAAGUAGGGAUUAUGCUCUAGCAAUCUACUGUAAGUAAUAAAAUAAUCUAGAAACGAGA
Molecule: messenger RNA, 1546 nt
Organism: Aedes aegypti (yellow fever mosquito)
Lineage: Eukaryota; Metazoa; Arthropoda; Insecta; Diptera; Culicidae
Product: mitochondrial chaperone BCS1
Exons: 4
Coding region: 195-1469 (424 amino acids)
Biological process (GO): protein insertion into mitochondrial inner membrane from matrix; mitochondrial respiratory chain complex III assembly
Cellular component (GO): mitochondrial inner membrane
Molecular function (GO): ATP hydrolysis activity; ATP binding
Source: RefSeq, a predicted model, not a curated record